Maylandia zebra (zebra mbuna) is the source of this 1899-nucleotide messenger RNA. The record is from RefSeq and is a predicted model, not a curated record. NCBI's taxonomy places the organism in Eukaryota, Metazoa, Chordata, Actinopteri, Cichliformes, Cichlidae.
AUGAACUUUUGCAUCAACAGUCAUGAUGACAGCAACCACCGUAAUGACACCAACAACAACUGCAGAUGGACAUCCAACAUCCACAACAACACCUCCAACUACGACAACAGAACUACCAACCACUACAACAGCACCUCCGACCACCACAACCACACCACAAACCACUACAACAGGACCCCGGACCACCACAACAGGACCACUGACCACCACAACACACCUCCAACCGCCACGACACCACCAACCACGACAACAGCACCUCCGACCACCACAACAGCACCGACAAGCACUACAACAGCAUCACCGACCACAACAACCGCAGAACCAACUACGACAACAGUGUCUCUGACCACAACAAGGACAACCCCAACCACUACGACUACAGCACCUCCGACCACGACAACAACACCACCAACCACAACAACGACAACCACCAUUACAACAACAGCAACCUCCGCUACAACAGCACCUCCAACCACCACUACAACAACAAACACCACCAACCACUACAACACCAUCACCAACUACUACAACAGAAACUCCAACCACCACUACAACAACACCACCAACCACUACAACAGCACCUCCAACCACCACUACAACAACACCACCACCACAACCACAACUACAACAACACCACCAACCACAACUACAACAACACCACCACCAACAACAACAACACCAUCCACCACUACAACAACACCACCAACCACUACAACAGAAACUCCAACCACCACUACAACAGCACCUCCAACCACCACUACAACAACACCAACCACUACAACAGCAACUCCAACCACCACUACAACAAGACCACCAACCACUACAACAGAAACUCCAACCACCACUACAACAACACCACCAACCACUACAACAGCACCUCCAACCACCACUACAACAACACCACCAACCACUACAACAACACAAACCACCAUUACACCAACAACCGCUACAACAGCACCUCCGACCACAACAACAACACCACCAACCACAACAACGACAACCACCAUUACAACAACAGCAACCUCCGCUACAACCACCACUACAACAACACAACCAACCACUACAACACCACCACCAACCACUACAACAGCAACUCCAACCACCACUACAACAACACCACCAACCACUACAACAACAUCACCAACCACUACAACAGCAACUACAACCACCACUACAACACCACCGCCAACCACUACAACAGCACCACCAACCACUACAACAGCACCUCCAACCACCACUACAACGCCACCACCAACCACUACAACAGCUCCUUUGACCACUACUACAACAACACUAACCACUACAACAGCACCUACGACCAUGACAAUGACAACAACAACCACUACAACAGCACCUCCAACCACCACUACAACACCACCACCAACCACCACUACAACAACAUCACCAACCACUACAACAGCAACUCCAACCACCACUACAACACCACCACCAACCACCACUACAACACCACCACCAACCACCACUACAACAUCACCUCCAACCACCACUACAACACCACCAAUCACUACAACACCACCACCAACCAGUACAACAGCACCUCCAACCACCACUACAGCAACACCAAAAACCACUACAACACAACCACCAACAACUACAACAGCAGCUCCAACCACCACUACAACAACACCACCAACAACUACAACAGCACCUCCAACCACCAGUACAACAACACCACCAACCACUACAACAACACCUCCAACCACCACUACAACAACACCACCAACCACUACAACAGCAACUCCAACCACUACAACAGCAACUCCAACCACUACAACAGCAACUCCAACCACCACUACAACAACACCACCAACCACUACAACAGCACCACCAACCAGUACAACAGUGGCUCCAACUAUUCACAAAGCACAUCAAUUUUGA